This is a messenger RNA of Asterias rubens (European starfish), 645 nucleotides long. RefSeq names its product sphingosine 1-phosphate receptor 3-like. The record is from RefSeq and is a predicted model, not a curated record. Gene Ontology annotation, biological process: G protein-coupled receptor signaling pathway. The transcript has 2 exons. Lineage: Eukaryota; Metazoa; Echinodermata; Asteroidea; Forcipulatida; Asteriidae. Gene Ontology annotation, cellular component: membrane. The coding region runs from base 1 to 645 and encodes 214 amino acids. Gene Ontology annotation, molecular function: G protein-coupled receptor activity.
AUGUCUGACGGGACUUCAAGAGGCAUCAGCAGGGAGGAAUUAGUGCACAGGAUUGGAAUGGCACAAGGCAUCAUUGGAAUGAUUCUCAACACUCUAGCUUGGCUGGUCAUCCUUCGCACCAAAAACCUCCACAAUAUGACUAACUAUUUGCUGGCAUAUCUCGCUGUGAGUGACUGUGUCUUUUGCUUUUCUGUAGUUCUUUAUCACUCUACUGUACUGUACAGCACUGCAACUUGGUGGGAUACUUACUACCAAGCCACUCUCAAGAGAAGUGCUCAACAACUCCAACAACAGAAUGCACAAGCAGCAGCCCUUGAACUUUUACAGGCCAGACAGAAUGUGAUGAAUACACUAAGGAUUGUUAUGGGUGCAUUAGUUGUUCUGUGGACGCCAUUAGCAAUACGAAUCAUGCUUUGCUCAUUAUCUAAAGAUGAAAACUUGUGUGGAUCCAAAACUAGUCAAGUGAUCGGUAUCCUUCUUGUUGCCAUGUACAACAUGAACUCAGUGAUCAAUCCCAUCAUUUAUGUCUUCAAGUACAAGAAGUUUCGGAGAGGUCUUCAAGACAUGCUGUGUUGUUGCGUUGGUCGACCUCUCAGGCGAAACCGCAUUGAAGUUCAGAUUGCUAUGAAUGAACACACUGCAUAG